UUGUUUUUCCAUAAAAAAAAAGGAGGUGAAAUGUUUUUCCUUUCGGUUUAAGUUGUUAGUUAUGUUUUUAAUCACAUAAUUAUUUGAUUAGGUUUGAAAUAGUGGUUGUUGUUGUUCUAGUUAAAUGGAUGGAGCGCAGACCUGACUAGUGAUUCAGUUAGAUUCCAGUUUGUUGUUCAAUGUUCCGGUCAUCUCUCAGCUCCACAUAGAUUCUAAAAUGGAUUUGCCCAACACUCAUCUGCACAAUCCCAACAAUCUCCAACAAUCUCCGCCCAAUCAUGCUGCAAACGGACAUCUCGUCUAUGUCCGUAGAAAAUCAGAAGGAGAAACACCCAAAAAUACAGCUUUCGAUAAUACAAGGCAACUUUAUUGUGAAGAGGAGAUCGUUCAACCAAAACAUCAGAUAAAGGACCCUAAGGUUUCUUGUUUCCCAGCAUUUGCACCUUCACUUGGGAACUCCGUGUAUUGGGAAGAGCGUUAUCAACAGUUGCACAUGUUUUUAAGGAAAUUGGACCAAUCAAACCAAGCCGACUACAUCCAAAUGCUUCAUUCUCUGUCUUCCAUUCAACUUAGCAGACAUGCUGUUGAGUUAGAGAAGAGAUCAAUUCACCUUUCACUCGAAGAAGCGAAAGAAUUACAGCGAGUUGCUGCUUUAAACGUCUUGGGGAAACCAGUGAAGAACUUCAAAGCACCGGCGGAUCAUGGCGAGUGUUCAGACAAGUUGAAGACAUCGACAUGACCUUUCUGCCUUUUAUGCUGCAGUAAAUUCCCUAAGGCAGUGGAAACUUGAGACUGUUUACUGUGCAUAGUUGCAAUGUUUUUAUGCUGAUUGUUUUUAAUCUUCUGGAUAUCCAGUUAACUUAGAAAGUAAUUUGCAUCUCUUUGUUGUUGUUGUUAUUAUGAAAAUGAAAAAGGGGGAUUGUUUAUA
Messenger RNA from Lathyrus oleraceus (garden pea), 928 nucleotides. RefSeq lists its product as uncharacterized. The transcript has 4 exons. The record is from RefSeq and is a predicted model, not a curated record. NCBI's taxonomy places the organism in Eukaryota, Viridiplantae, Streptophyta, Magnoliopsida, Fabales, Fabaceae. The coding region runs from base 218 to 739 and encodes 173 amino acids.